AUGUCGAAGAAGCACGUCAAGCUCUCCGCAGGCUUCAACGUCGACGCCUCAAACUACUACCAGCGAACAGUCAACAACAACACCGGCGAGACCAAGGUUUUCAGCCAGGAUCAGCCCGUCACCGGCACAGCUAAAGUCACCAUUACCAACAAGCCCCUUAAGCUUGAGCACAGCUGUACUUCCGGGCCGAACCAUACCGAGCACCACUCAUCGUGGACACCCAAGACUGAGAAAGAGUCACACACCUCCUCAAACGAGGCAAAGAAGGCCAUGUCCGAUCUUAAACCCCUCCGCAUCGCCCUCGGCUGCGACGACGCCGGCGUCAGCUACAAGAACACUAUCAAAGCCGACUUCGAGAAUAACGAUCUGGUGUCGUCGGUAACAGACGUUGGCGUCGACGCAAACCACGACAAAACCGCCUACCCUCAUAUCGCCGUCGACGCGGCGAAGUUGGUCAGUCAGGGCAAGGCGGAUCGCGCUCUCCUGAUAUGUGGCACUGGGCUGGGCGUCGCUAUCAGUGCCAACAAGGUUCCCGGCGUCCGUGCUGUUACGGCGCACGACAGCUUCAGCGUCGAGAGGGCGAUCCUGAGCAACGACGCCCAAGUACUCUGCAUGGGUGAGAGGGUAGUUGGUUUGGAGGUUGCGCGGCGAUUGGCCAAGGAGUGGCUGGGCUAUCGGUUUGACCCAUCAAGCGCGAGUGCUCAGAAGGUACAGGCCAUCACUGACCACGAGAAAAAAAACUUUGAAUUGCAGUAG
This is a messenger RNA of Diplodia corticola, 756 nucleotides long. RefSeq names its product ribose 5-phosphate isomerase. Gene Ontology annotation, molecular function: isomerase activity. Gene Ontology annotation, biological process: carbohydrate metabolic process. Bases 1 to 756 code for a protein of 251 amino acids. The record is from RefSeq and is a predicted model, not a curated record. Gene Ontology annotation, cellular component: intracellular anatomical structure. Lineage: Eukaryota; Fungi; Ascomycota; Dothideomycetes; Botryosphaeriales; Botryosphaeriaceae. The transcript is spliced from 2 exons.